Messenger RNA from Colletotrichum lupini, 675 nucleotides. RefSeq lists its product as uncharacterized. Bases 1 to 675 code for a protein of 224 amino acids. The record is from RefSeq and is a predicted model, not a curated record. The transcript is spliced from 3 exons. Lineage: Eukaryota; Fungi; Ascomycota; Sordariomycetes; Glomerellales; Glomerellaceae.
AUGAAUUAUUCAGUUUCAUAUUCUACAAAUUUCCAACUUCACCACCUCAUCAGACCUAGAACCGCACUCAUCGAUCAUCUACAAUCAGACCGAAAUCCGAUCCACCGCCCGUCAAAACCGCCGACUCAGCACGAAGAUCUUACAGUAAACAUAAGGAAAACGAUUAUCGUCACCAUGGGCAUCCGCGACUUCUUUGACGGUCGAUUUUUCGAUACCAGAUACAAGACCAAAAUCCACAUCGCGCAAGUCGCCCUAAUGGCACUGGCCAUCAUCCUCACCAUCUGGCGCAUGGCCAUGCCGGUCCCCUUCACUCGCGGCAACAUCAUGGCCCUUACAAUGGGUUUCAAGUCUCUUAUCAUUAUCGGCUACCAACUUCUGACGACUCAUAAGGAGCGCUUCAAGAAGUGGGCUUCGCUCAAAGCCAACGCUAUCCUCAAUACAAUGGAGAUUUUGUUCUGGUUCGUCGCCUUUGGUCUGUUGUGCCAGGCGAAUGGAAGGUUCUGCACUGGUGGAAGCUGUGCUCUCAGCUGGAUUGUGACUCUUAUCGUCAUGGUGUUGAUUGUCCUUGCCUUCCAGACAUCGGUCGUGUCCAUCAAGGACUACCGGUACUGGAAACACUUUGGCAUCAACCGAGAGACGGAGACUAAAGCAGCUUACCCGAGACCUCAAGUCUGA